Schistocerca piceifrons (Central American locust) is the source of this 6830-nucleotide messenger RNA. It is a transcript of the gene rdgB, whose product is annotated as protein retinal degeneration B. NCBI's taxonomy places the organism in Eukaryota, Metazoa, Arthropoda, Insecta, Orthoptera, Acrididae. Gene Ontology annotation, cellular component: cytoplasm. Gene Ontology annotation, molecular function: metal ion binding; phosphatidylcholine intramembrane carrier activity; phosphatidylinositol binding. Gene Ontology annotation, biological process: phospholipid transport. The record is from RefSeq and is a predicted model, not a curated record.
GGUGUGUAAUCCAGUGGCGGAGAGGCGCGCCCAUGUGACAGGCUGCGCCGCUGCCGUCGUCUGCCUGCUCGUGCAAGCGUCUCUGCCCGCCAAACAGUGCGUGUGGGUGCUGCUGGCAGGGCCUGAUGCGUCGUGAGGUGAGGAGCAGCUGCCAUGCUCAUUAAGGAGUACCGCAUCCCGCUGCCCCUCACCGUCGAGGAGUACCGCAUCGCACAGCUCUUCAUGAUAGCGAAAAAAAGUCGUGAAGAGAGCAAAGGAGCUGGCAGCGGUGUGGAAAUUCUAGUCAAUGAACCGUACGAUGACGGACCCGGUGGGAAGGGACAGUACACCCACAAGCUCUACCAUGUCGGCAGCCACCUUCCAGGCUGGUUCAAAAGUUUACUGCCAAAGUCUGCACUCACGGUGGAAGAAGAAGCAUGGAAUGCUUAUCCUUAUACUAAAACCCGAUAUACAUGUCCCUUUGUUGAAAAGUUUUUUCUGGAAAUAGAAACCUACUAUUUUCCUGAUAAUGGCCACCAGGAAAAUGUGUUCAAACUAUCAGGAAGCGACCUGCGGAACAGGAUCGUUGACUUGAUUGAUGUUGUCAAGGAUCAGCUAUAUGGAGCCGACUAUGUCCGGGAUGAGGACCCAAAAAUGUAUGUUUCUCAAAAAACUGGCAGGGGUCCUCUCACAGAGACAUGGCUCGAAGAUUACUGGAAUGAGUGUCGGGGAAAGCAAAUGCCUUUACCAAAUGGAAAGUCCCUCAUGUGUGCCUAUAAACUCUGUAGGGUUGAAUUCCGCUACUGGGGUAUGCAGACAAAGCUGGAAAAGUUUAUACAUGAUGUUGCACUGCGGAAGACCAUGUUGCGAGCUCAUAGACAGGCAUGGGCUUGGCAGGAUGAAUGGCACGGCCUGACCAUGGAUGACAUCCGGCAAAUUGAGCGACAGACUCAGGAAGCCCUCAAGAGGAAAAUGGGUGCAGCAGAAAAUGAAUCUCAAGACUCGGGGGAUGAAGGUGAUGGACAGUAUGCAAAUUCGAAUGGUGGUGGAAGUGGUGUGUCUACGCCUCAGGAUUCGUCUGUAGCUAAGACAAUCCAAGCAACACUAGGAAGUAUCGAAAAACCUGAGCAAGAUAUGCCUAGCCCUCCAGUUGUCAAGAAAUCUGAAGCAAUGCCAUCCCUGAGUUCCAAAGGUUCAGAUGGGGAACCAAGCUCUGACAGUUCACCCACUGACUUAAAUUUAAGGAUUGAAGAUUCUUCACCAAGGGAUGCUGAGGGAAGACAUACACUCUGGUCUCGUAGCAACUCAAAAGCUGCGUUGCACUCUCCAGGUUCUGCCUCCAGCAAAAGCUUCAACUUGCAGGUGGCUAAUUGGCGUAUGGAGAGCAUUGUCCGGGACUCUGACUCCGGCAGUGAGGAGGAAUUUUUUGACUGCCAAGCGGGCUUUGUUAUUCCUGUUAUUAAGGAAGAUCUUGGAGAUUCUGGCUCUUUGGCAAAAUGGAGUUCAUUAGACUUACUUACAGAGGAAGAUAUAGAGGGUGUACCAGCAUCUGAUGCAGAUAAACAAGAUAGUAUAUUUUCUCAAUCCUACUUGCAACGUGUGGCCAGUGAACGGAGUCGUACACUGCAGGGUGCUGGUAGUAUAGAUGCAUCUUGUCCGGGCUCGCCCAUCACAUCCCCUGCCCACCAGACAUGCCGCACAAGUGUACUUAUACUUGUGCUGCAUGCAGGAAGCAUACUGGAUGCAAAUGUAGAUUUAGCAGCUAAAAAGUCUGACAUUACAACAUUCCGUGGUGCAUUUGAAUCAGUAAUGCGCCAGCACUACCCUUCUCUGAUAGGGCGUGUUGCUAUAAAACUGGUUUCUUGCCCUUCUGUAUGUACUGAGGCCUUAGGAGUGCUAUCCAGUUUAAGUCCUUACAGUUUUGAUGUGUCACCAUCAUGUACAGACACUCCUCAGGUUACACAUGAUUCAAUACCAGUUGGUGCUAUUCCAUUGUUUGCCACGUCUGCACCAGAGUAUCAGGAAUCUGUGUCACGUGUCAUCAACGCUGCAAAUGGUGUCUACCAAGAAUUUCUAAAAUCUGAAGAAGGACAAGGAUUUUCUGGGCAAGUUUGUUUUAUUGGUGAUGGUGUGGGGUCAAUUCUUGGUUUUGAUGCUUUGUGUCGUUUUAUACAUUAUCAAUCUCGGCAUGAUAGUGAGAAUAGUAUAUUAGAUUCAGAGUAUCCACAGCAAGUGGAAGAUGCCAUUGACAGUGCAAAAUCCAGCAACCGACAGGGAGGAGCAGAUGGUGACAAUAGUACAAAUGUGGAUGUUUCCUUCAAUAAGCUGCUGUCUGCUCCUGCACCUCGAAGACGAUCUUCUUCAGCAAGUGAGCAUUCUCAUCACUGCAAACUAGACUUUGAAGUCAGUGAUUUUUUCAUGUUUGGAAGUCCCCUGGCACUGGUUCUUGCAUACAGAAAAAUUUCUUCAUCUGAUGAUAAAAACAGCCCUAUACCAAAGCCCAUGGUGCAGCAGAUUUACAAUCUCUUUCAUCCCACUGAUCCAGUAGCAGCAAGGCUUGAACCUUUACUGUCAGCAAGGUUCUCUAUGCUGCCUCCUGUAAACGUUGCCAGGUACCAGAAAUAUCCAUUGGGAAAUGGGCAGCCAUAUCAUCUCUUGGAAGUAAUUCAGGCUAACCCACAAAUGUUCGCUGAGAGCUUGAAUCUGACAUCACCCAUUCAAGGAAGUCAUCUACGAAGAAUGUCAGAAGUUAGCAUCCAAAGUACUGUAUCAGGAGUAAUUGACUCAUUACCACUACAAACUAUUAAUGCCUUAACACAGAAAUGGUGGGGUACAAAGCGACUAGACUAUGCAUUGUAUUGUCCAGAGGGACUUGCAAAUUUCCCAACAAAUGCUUUGCCACAUCUUUUCCAUGCAAGUUAUUGGGAAUCAUCUGAUGUAAUUGCUUUCAUUUUGCGCCAACUGGCAAGAAUUGAUGGGGCACCUGCAGCAGGAUUUGAGGAAAAGGAUACAGCUGCUUUCAAUCCAGGGCAUCCACGGGAAAAAUGGAUCAAGAAGAGAACUUCAGUUAAACUGAAGAAUGUUGCUGCAAAUCAUCGAGCAAAUGAUGUAAUAGUAAAAGAGGGUGCACCUCAAAUUUUGACAGCCCGCUUCAUGUAUGGACCAUUGGACAUGAUCACCUUAGCAGGUGAAAAGGUGGACAUUCAUAUAAUGAAAGAUGUGCGUGCUGGAGAGUGGACAUUGAUAGCUACAGAAGUUACUGACAAGACUGGACGGGUGACAUACACCAUUCCUGAUGACAAAGCCCUUGGCUAUGGAAUGUACCCAGUAAAAAUGGUUGUUAGAGGUGAUCACACAUCAGUGGACUUCUACAUGGCUGUUGUUCCACCUAAAACAGAGUUCGUUGUCUUCAGUAUAGAUGGUUCCUUCACUGCAAGUAUGUCUGUGACUGGUCGUGAUCCAAAAGUCAGAGCAGGUGCCGUAGAUGUUGUGAGGCACUGGCAAGAACUGGGUUAUUUGAUAGUGUACAUAACAGGCAGACCAGACAUGCAGCAGCAGAAAGUGGUCUCAUGGCUGUCACAACACAAUUUUCCCCAUGGUCUCCUUUCGUUUGCUGAUGGCUUUUCUACAGAUCCACUGGGUCACAAGACAAUGUAUCUGAGAAACUUAAUUCAGGAACAUGGGGUUGCGAUUCAUGUAGCAUAUGGUAGUAGCAAAGACAUCAGUGUGUACACUUCAAUUGGUUUGAAACCAAAACAAAUAUUCAUUGUUGGAAAAGUUUCAAAAAAGCAUCAUACACUGGCAACAAUUUUGCAAGAUGGAUAUGCAGCACAUUUGACAACUUUGAUGGCUCCUGGUGGAUCUCGGCCUGCCCAAGGAAAUGCCAGAAUGGUCAUACCAAGAGGAUACUUUGGACUGCCAGGACAAAAUGCCUCAAUUAGAAGGCGCAGUCGAUCUGCAAAGCGUGCAACGUCAUAUCCACUAAUGGGAGGUGCUGAAUCUCUGGACCGAAGUGCUAGCACUAAGACACGUUGGACUUCACGCUUCUGUGCAACUUCUUCAACUAAGCUUUGAUGAAAACUUUAUUUCUCAGUCUGGCAGUUUGUGAGAAGAAGUUUAGUUUUAAAAUAGAAAUUUGUUUGGUGGUUAAAGUAUGACAGGAAAUGUGGAAAAUUUGCAUUUAAAAUUGAUGUUGAAUUUAAAGUGAGAUGUAUUUGCUGACAUAAAAUCUGUGACAUAUUCUACAAAAUAAAAAUAAAAAAAUUCAUCCCCUUUCUCCAAAAAAGGGGUAAGGAACUUCAUUCAUAUAUUCAAACAUAAAUUCUAAAGACAUGUUUAUGUGGGAGAGAAUGUUUUGUUUCAUGUAUGUCUUUAAUGCAGAAUGCACGCAACCCGAAGUGUUCGUGGGCUGCAGAAUGGAUGAGUGCAUCUUUUUUACUUCGUUGGAAAUAUUUAUUUGAAUAUAAAAAAUACGCUUACUUGUGAAUAUUGGUUACAAAUAUUCACAUCCUUUAUUGUUCCUUUUUGAUGUCUGAUGUGGAAUGUGUGUUCAUUGUAACUAUCAGUGUAAAUAUUGUACAGCAAAAUGUAAGAUAAUAGUGUUAUUUGUUGCUAUCGUUUGCAAGAAAAUAAUAUUACUAUAACUUCUUAUGCUAUGUAAAUAUUUACCAUUAAUAUGGAUCCUAAAAGGCUAUAUUGUAUUGUAACUCUCACGAAUAGGUUAUCAAGAAUGUAUGUAAAUGGUUCGCACUGUAAUAUUUAAGCAGCCUAGCCACUUUAAUUGAAAGUAUCUCUAUAUUUUUUGUUAUCUUUGUUGGAAAUGAUAUUCAAUUUUAUCACAGUCUUCAUUAAGACUCAUUGUGAUAAUAAGUUUUUUUUUGUGUCCUUGAAGGAGUCUUCCUGUUACUCUUGUCCUUUUUGAGGUGUGUCUACCACGAUAUUAAGAGAAAUUUAAAAAAAGUAUAUUAGUUAGAUAUUUUUAAAAUGUUGUUAUUAUUUAUCUUUUGUAAGGAUGUUGUUUUUAUGCCCUACUUAAUGUACAAAUGCGGACAAGAUCGUAGAGAAAUAAUAGUGUUUAUAUAGACACUUCAUCCUUCACAUAUUCAGAUGUAGUGAAGUAUAGGCUAUUUUGUUGUUAUUUAUAUAGGUCGUUAAAUAUUUGAUAUGCUCCUUUGCAUUUCAGAUCCCUGGUAGAAUGUUCCUCUAUUCAGAUGUGAUAGUCACCUUUACAGAUAUGUGAAACUGUUACUUCAAUUGACAUUCUGCAGUUUUGUAAUCCUGAAUGUAGAGUAAAUUUAACUAUCUACAGUGCUAUAAAACAUUAUUUUUCUUUUUAUGAGCAUCAGAGAGUAGUAAGUGGAUAAUUUUGACACCUGAAUCAAAAGUGAAAACAUGAAAUAAAGUAUGUAUUGUUUAAGAAAAGAUACAAAUUAUUACCAGAAAGCACAGAUUUUUAAUAGUAUAAUCAAAAUUAGUUGUUAAAAGUAAACACAGCUACAGAAAAAAAAAUUAAACCUUCAGUUGAAUUUCCUUUCUUCCAAAGUGAGGAAGUCUUUACAGAUUAUUUAAAAUGAUGAAAAAUACCUACUUGAGGUUGGCACGCUAACUCCUGAAGAUGGAUUUUGUUGAAAAGUGGUUUCUUCCAUACAUUUCACUUGGCUUCACAAAUUGAAAUUUGAUUUCUAAUGAACAGAUGUGACAGCAGAGUGCAUUUAUUAUGCUAAACUCAACCAAUAGAAAAUUACACAAAAAUUGCUGCCUUUCUGUAUCUUCUGAAAAGUUUAGUUUAGUAUUUACUAUAGAAAAACAUCUGUUGUUGAUUCUUCAUGCAAACUACUUCUACCUGACAUUCACACUAGAAUACCUCUUGGAGCACUGUAAUCUAUCAGUCAGUGAAACGAUGCAAAUAAUGUUAUUCAGUGCUGUAUAAGUAACUCCUCAGGUGUCAGUGUGUCCAUAUUCUACAUUCUCAAACAUAACUUUCUUAAAUUGUAACUUCCUAAGCUCUAAUUUUUGUAGUGCUCAUUGACCACACCCUGAUAAUGCCUUUGCCCUGAACUUCAUCAAUCAUAGUGUGACUUCAUUUUAGUGUUACGAGCAUUCUUACUGUAUGUAAUAAAAUUAUAAAAACUAUAUUGAAUCUCACACUUUGAAAAAAAAAAGCCUGCUGUGUUGAGUGAUAUUACUAUAGUUUCUUAGUAACAUGAAGUACCAAUAUCUUUAGAAGGUUAUUCUUAAUUUCAUAUGUUUUCAAGAUUAUUUGUGUACACAGUACCUGAAAUAAUAGAUAUUUCUAAGUACCACAUAGAAUUUUCCAUCACAGUAGUUAUGGUUUCAAGAGUUGAAUAAUUUACACAUACUUUUAAUUUCAGACUGAAUCUGUGAUUUAUUGAUGUAGCUCUCAAAGACCAGUUUCAGUUACCUUAUAGGCCAUAUAGUUUUCACUUGCAUGUCUUAAUUUUGUGCAAUAGAUUUGUAGUGAGCAUCUUGUAAGUGAAAUGUAGAGAAGAAGUUUGUAGCUAUUUCAUCAAAGGUUUUAUUCAAAGAUAAGGCAUGGAUGGUGCAGUUGUGCUUGUCAACAACUGGAGGUGUUUGAGGAGAUGCAGAAAAAAAUAUGGAAUUUUAUAUAGUUACCAGUAAGGGACAUACUACAGAAAUUAAUUACAAAAUGAAGCAGAUUAUUAUAUUUUGAAUGGAAAUGUUAGCCACUAAUUUGGCAUGAUAAAAUAUCUAUUUUCUGACUUAAUACUAAAUUAAUUUCAAUUAUUAUAUGUCCAUUUAAUUCUGCUUCUUUAUGCAAGUAAAACAAUGGAAUAAUUUAUAUUUUGUAUUCAUACAAAUAUAUUUAUAAA